AGUGGAGAUUUAGGUCUUUGUUGCACUACGAUGUUGGAGUUAAAUUUUUCGUAUCUUGCGCUUCGGACUGUGACACAUGUAUGAUGCCAUAGUCUCAUGUCUCCAUUUCAGAAUAAGAUAUUGUCCAUGCUUAUCUAAAAGAUUCAAUAAAAGUUGCUUUUAUCAGAGGCUAUGCGAUUUUUAUUCAAGUAAUUGCAAAGGAGUUAAGGAAUUUACCACCUCCAAUGUAUUGUCAUCUUAUGUGUUCCGCGUCCUGGCGUCCAGGACCAUAUGCAAAGGCAAAAAACGUUUAACUACAUGCCGGGUAGCAUGCGAGCAAGAUAUUUUUAUUUGUUGAUGCAGGGUUAUGGCAGUUAAUGUUAAUCUAAGGCUUGUAGAUAGCUGAUGUGAUGUGAGCUUGCAUGUACAUAACAGCGUACAGCCUCUGCUCUUAUGCCCAUUGAAGUUGUCUGAGAUCUCAACAUUUAAACAAUAAAGUUUGUACAGGACAACAGUUAACCCGCAUGCAGACUUUACGAAUAGAUGGAAUUAUAGAUUCUGCGCAACGGCGCUUGUUUUCUUGUAUCAUCCAGUAUGUCAGCAUUUCUUUGUGGAAUCCUCUUUUUCGCAAUCUUUUUUGGGCACAAUAGAGUACCGAGGUGUGGUGUCAUCAAAAGUCGAUUUUCUUAGAAUUUCUAAAUUUUGACCACAUAAAUUGUAAGAAAGUCAUAAAAUACCUCCCAAUAUGCAAAAACAGUUAAAUAUGUUCGAAAUUAGGCGAGAUAUGGCCAAUGAAAGAUUUCAAGUUUGCUAACGGAUUACGGUUAUUCUGGCCUGGUUCAUAAAGUUAUGAACCAAGACGAAAUUACAGAGGUUUGAUAGGGCAAGAGCCUCUGCUCAUGUGGCCAUUUCUCAGCCAAUUUGUAACAAAAUCAUCUUCAAAAUCAUUUGUGACGUCGUCCCUUCGGUACUCUAUGGCUUCGAAAUGAAAGACAUCUCAUUGUCUCGUGAAGAGACAUCUCAUUGGUGCAUGAAAAGACAUCUCAUUGGCUCUAAAGACAAGGAAUUUUGAAUAAGGGACUAGUCUUGCGAAAUACGUGAUAACAAGAAAAUGUGUCCCGUUGCGCAGACUCUACAAUUUGCACUAUUUGUAAAGUCUACACGCAGGCUAGAUAGCCGCACUGUCUGUGGUUCUUGGCUAACAGAUAAGAAGUUUUGUAGGAUUUUUCGUAUCUAUCAGACAAUAAACCGACUUGCUGAAUUGUCUGAAAGCCUAACUGAGAAUGCAAUGUUCUGAGCUGCAUUGCGUAUUAAUUGAUUCAGCUUUCCAUGUAUGCAGAAUUCACUUUACACCUUACGUCAUUCGAGACCACAAUCGUUUGCAUGAUAUCAAACGUCAACCCGCUUGAUGAAUUUAUGGUCAUGAAUAAUUAAUUUCUACGAGCACCUAUAAGAAAUUUGUUGUCCAAUUACAGCAAAACGACUGGCAAAUAUUAGUCCACGGCUUUCAAGAAGUUUCGUUGCCUAUCAUGGAAACCUUUUACAGCGUAAAGUAUUCCAUUUUAUUGUGAAUUGAACCGUUUUAUCAUAUCUGCUUCAAUCUCAAUCGACAUCUAUAUUUCGCAGCCUUGUAUUAGCAGUUGAUUGAAUCAGACGGUCAAGAACUGAAGAUGUCGAAAGUGGCCAAAGAUCCAAUUAAGAAAAAUUCAGGGAAAAUGGAGUCUGACCUUGAAUUGCAAGACUUAUCCGAUGACCUUUACGCAGAUGAGAUGAUAGAGUUGGAAUACAUGCUUGCAAAGAUAGAACAAGAUAAAAAGAUUGGGAAAAAAAAGGCUGCGCCUGUGAAAGAGGAUGAUCCUAUCAAAGAAAGUGGCAGAAAGAAAUUAGCAGCUGUUGUUAUUGCACUUGGAAUCGAGGCCGAACUGCCAGCUGAAUUCUAUGAGAAGUUAUUGGCAUCAAGAAGAGCCAAAAUGUUGAUUAGGACGAUUACAGACAGUAAAGAGGCCAAAGAUUUGCUGAGCAAAAUGUCGAGUUAUUAGAACAAGACUCAUUUAUACGAGAUUUGAUUGAAUUUAUAAUGACACUUAAUCCUUUUCAUGGGAUGGUACCAGGAACUUCGGAUUAAAUUAAGAAUUGGGAAGGGACUGAAAUGUUUGGGGGCUUAAAAUGCAAAACAUCUGGAGCAAGAUUAUUUUCUAUUGUUUCAAGUACAGUUUUGAAAAUUGUUGGGGACCCUCCCCAAUAAGACCCUCCCGCUUUUCCGGUCCCUCUACGAUGGCAGGUACUGUUUGGCUGCAUAGAGUAUCAAAACCGUCCUAACAACAAGAAUUAAUGGAGUAGGAUUCUUGUAUAAUAUUGUAAAUAUUGCUUGCUAUUUGUUCUUCGUAGCAUAGGUGUUUCAAUAACUAGAGGAACGUUUAGUCAAAAUUAGACUUUUUAGCGAAAAUUUUCAUUCCCAAAACAUAUAGCAGAACCAUCCAUUUAACGCCUCAGGCGUGAGUAAAACCCUUGUUUCUCAACGGAGGGGGCUUGAAAAAGAGGGGGCGUUAUAAAGGGAGGGCCGAUGAGACAGUGAAGAACGUUUAGCUUUUAUCGUUGUUAAUUAGAAAGGUCUUAUUGGAAAUUCUAGUAUUGCAUUUACAAGUAAGAAAGCAAGUAGAGGUUUUGACAGAUCUUGACUUUUUUUCUGUUCUGCUUCUUUUGAAAGUAAUAAGCCUUAUAUGGUGUACUAUAAAGGCCCUUUUAAUUUUCGAAAUUUUCUAAACGACGGGAGGUUUUGGAUAGGUAAUUGAGAGCAGAGAAAUAGGAUAUUGUACUUCACUGAUCGCUUAUAGAAUUUGUUUUAAUUGUUCGAUGAAAGUUAUACAAAUUGUUA
Rhopilema esculentum is the source of this 2854-nucleotide messenger RNA. RefSeq lists its product as uncharacterized. The record is from RefSeq and is a predicted model, not a curated record. Lineage: Eukaryota; Metazoa; Cnidaria; Scyphozoa; Rhizostomeae; Rhizostomatidae.